This is a messenger RNA of Yamadazyma jaroonii, 2409 nucleotides long. The record is from the annotation of a GenBank genome assembly. Lineage: Eukaryota; Fungi; Ascomycota; Pichiomycetes; Serinales; Debaryomycetaceae.
AUGUCAUAUUUCCAACCACAAAAAGGAUCAAAAUUAUCUUAUGAUGAGGAUGAUUUUCCUAUUCUUCGAUAUGAUUUGAAUGAUUCAACUACUCAAACGGCCAUAAAUCCUAAAACUUAUGAAAAUAAUACUUUUAUUGACUGGUAUACUGAAACCAUGGCCAUACCGAAGGACUCAAAGUUUGUGUCGAAGAAAUGGUUGAGUAUCAUCUUAACGGCGGUGGUAUCGGGGUAUUUGGUCACAGUAGUGGAUUUAACUUCUGUGUGGCUUAAUGACUUACGUAAAGGUAUUUGUCUCAGUAAGUUGGAUAAAUGGUCAUUGCUUAAUCCUUAUCUGUCAUGUCCAGUGGAAGAUUGGUCCAAUUGGUCAGAUAUCUUAUUCAAUUCGUCAAGUACAAUUAGUUCCAUAUUGGUGAACUUCCCAUUAUAUAUCUUAUUGGGUUCGGUGAUGGUGGUGAUAACAGUGUACAUAGCAGAAAAGAAUUUAUACAUUCUGCAGUCAGGUAUACCUGAAAUUAAGGAGAUUAUUCAAGGGUUUAAUUAUGAUCUCACUUCAUAUUUGGGGUUUAAAACCUUAUGUUUCAAGAUCUUGGGGUUGGUAUUGAUGGUUAGUAGUGGAUUUUGGUUGGGGAAAGAAGGUCCUUUAGUUCAUGUUUCAUGUUGUAUACUUAAUGUGUUGUAUACGGUGAUUUUCGGCGAAUCCAAUAAUGAAGCCGUAAGAAGAGAAUUAUUAUCAGCAGCAACAGCCACAGGGAUCUCUUUAGCAUUCAAUUCACCUGUAGGAGGUGUUCUUUUUGUGUUAGAGUGUAUUCCUAGUUACUUUAUACCGACUAAAAUUAUGUGGAAUUCUUUCAUCAGUUCUGCUGUGGGAUUGCUUAUUUUGGUUGGAUUCCGUUUAUUCACUGAAGGAGAAGACUUCAAUGAAGGAGACUUGUUCUCAGUUGAGUUUGGUAAUGUCAGUUGGUUUCUUAUGGAGGUCAUUCCAUUCACUGGUUUGGGUGUCAUGGGAGCUUUCUAUGGUCAUUAUUUCACCAAAUUGUAUACCAAAUUCCAAUCUAAGAAUUUCAGGAAGAAUCUUCAGUACAAGGUUUGUGAACUUUUGGGUUUGAGUCCUGAUAAGGGAAAUUACGUAGAGAUCAUGGGAAUAUUCCUUCUUACGUCGAUUUUGAACUACCCUUUGACAAUGACAAGAUUACCAUUAUCAGCAUUUUUGAAGAUUUUGUUCAAGGCUUGUCCAGCAGACCCACAGGAUGAUGAUACCAACUCCACCAAUUUCAUGUGCUCUGCUUCAGAUUGGAUAACGCUACUCAAAUUAGGCUAUAUAGCCAUUCAAGCAUUUUUAUUGACAGCUUACACUUUUGGAACCAUUUUACCUGGGGGUGUGCUUAUGCCAUCAUUGGUUAUUGGAGCUGUGUGCGGGAGAUUUGUGGGAAUCCUUUCGAGUUGGAUUCAGAACCAUAUCUUUUCAGCUAUAGAUUUAUGUACUGCCAAUUCUUGUUUGGUUUCACCUUCAUCGUAUGCCGUUAUAGGUGCUGGAGCUUUCAUGACAGGGAUCACCAAAUUAACUAUGUGUGUGGUGGUGAUAUUGUUUGAAUUGACGGGUGCGGUGACAUAUGUUUUACCUAUCAUGAUGGGAGUAAUGGUUUCUAAAUUUGUUAAUGAUUAUCUUAGUAACGAGAACAUCUAUGACACAUGGUUGAAAAACAACUUCAACAGAGAAAACCACACCGAUUAUAAUAGUGAUAAAGGGAAUGGAUUGUGCAACUAUUCAACCUCCACAUCAACGGUAAAGAAUAAAUUACCUGAUAUUAAUGUUUCCCGGAUCAUGGUUCCAUUAUCUAGCACCAAGUGUUUACAGAUUGUACCCACACGACCUUAUACUAUAGGGCAAAUCCAUCAAUUCUUGAAUGACGACACUCAUGAAGGAUACCCUGUAAUAGCGAAUGAAUCACUUCCAAUUUGUUUGGGCUAUAUUCACAAGACCAAGAUCCUCACAGCUUUGAACUAUUUGAAUCACCCUAACGACACGAUGAUCAGUUUCCAGGUGUCGGAAGCACCUUCUGAGAUCUUAUCACAACAAAUCAGACUAGAACAGAGGUAUGGAGAAAUGAUCAAUAUCGAAUUGAAUCCAGAGAAAUCCUUCAUCAUCAUGAAUGACAAAACUUCUGUUCGAUUAUUGAUUGAUGUGUUUGAGAAGAUGUAUUUGAAUUAUCUAAUCAUCUAUAAGUCCAAUAGUAACCCACUGAUGGCUGGUUUCAUCGAUAGGUUUAUGAUAGCUCGAUUAAUUGAUGAAGGAUUUGAAUCGUUAAAAGAUGAGAUUUCCACCGAAUUCUCGGAAUUCGACAUAGACAAUGACAUUGAAAAUUCGUUGCUUGGGAGACAAAGGCAAAGUAUCGAACUUAUCAGUUGA